CACAAUUUAAAAAUAUUUAGAAAGGAGAAAGAUGAAGAAUAUGGAUCAAGAAAGAAAGAAUUUACUUCUCUGAAAGAUAUUCAACCCCAUUUGAAAAUCCUUGUUCUUUUUACAACAUCCUUGAUGAUUUGGUUUCUUUUUCUCCUAGUUCUUUCACCCAAAAGAAUAUCGAAUCCCAUCCGAGUAUUCCUCUCAACUCAUUCUCCAGCAGAAUGCAAAGACAAUUACUCUGUCUAUAUUUAUAACCUGCCUUCCAAAUUCAAUUUUGAUCUAUUGGAAGAUUGUAGCAGUUUGAAUAUCUACACAGAUAUGUGCCCUCAUGUUACAAAUAAUGGCAUGGGAAGACCACUCCCUGAAAUGGGCUCUAGCAGUUGGUACACCACUCAUCAACUCAUCGGUGAAUUAAUCGUUCAUGCUCGAAUCGAAAACCACCCCUGUCGUACAGAGGAUGCAGAGAAAGCUACUCUAUUUUAUGUACCUUUCUACGGGGGGCUCCAUGCCUCGAGCAAAUUCCGCGAGCCAAAUUACACGAUUCGUGAUGCAUUGGCUGUUGAAUUGGUGGAGUAUAUAGAAGAGCAGAAGUGGUGGAAGAAUAAUAAUGGGAGAGACCAUUUCAUGGCUUUUGGAAGAACUGCUUGGGAUUUCAUGAGGACUGAUGAUGUUCCUGAUUUUGGUGCAAACAUGUUAUUGAACAUGUCCCCUGUGCAAAAUAUGUCUCUUCUUUUGGUGGAAAGACAUCCAUGGGAAGGCCAUAAUCAACAUGGCAUUCCUUACCCCUCCUACUUCCAUCCCUCUGCAUUGUCUGAGAUGAUUGAAUGGCAAGAUCGUGUGAGUUAUAUGGAUAGGCUUCAUUUGUUUUCGUUUGUUGGGGCUCCACGGACAGGAAAGAAAAAAGUUGUCACUAGGGACAGAGUCAUAAAACAAUGCGAGGAGUCAAGUAAAUGCUUGAUCUUGAAAUGUGGCAAGGGACCAAGUAAGUGUCACAAGCCUAGACAAGUUCUUAACGUGAUGAUGAGGUCCAAUUUUUGCUUGCAAGUAUUGGGCGAUUCAUAUACUCGACGUUCAACUUUUGAUUCCAUACUCGCUGGAUGUAUUCCGGUCUUCUUUUCUAACCAUACCGCGUAUUCGCAAUACCAAUGGUUUUUACCUUCUGAUCCUACCACAUAUUCCGUUUACAUUGAUUUAGAACGAAACCAUAGCAUUUCAAUAGAGGAGGAGCUUCUCAAAAUUCCAAUGGAAGAAGUAGAAAGAAUGAGGAGGACUGUCAUACAAUUGAUCCCAACAUUAACGUAUGCACACCCUAAUUCUACUUCAUAUGGAUUUAGGGAUGCUGUUGAUGUCGCCCUUAAAGCACUGUCCCAUCACGUUAGCUCAUUGUUAAAAGCUACCUCUUGAGUAGGAUGUACUAUCACUAGUACGCUUUGGAAUAGUGUAUUUCAUUUUGAGUUUCAGUUAUAUAUACU
Messenger RNA from Nicotiana attenuata, 1463 nucleotides. Its product is annotated as probable xyloglucan galactosyltransferase GT17. The coding region runs from base 124 to 1395 and encodes 423 amino acids. Gene Ontology annotation, molecular function: glycosyltransferase activity. The transcript has a single exon. NCBI's taxonomy places the organism in Eukaryota, Viridiplantae, Streptophyta, Magnoliopsida, Solanales, Solanaceae. The record is from RefSeq and is a predicted model, not a curated record.